AUGGCGACCAUAUACGUCGUUCCCGACUCUCCUCCGGAGCCCUCUGGUUACAAAUCCUCCAAAUCUUCCCCAUUCCACUACACUUCCCAGCAUUCUAGUCCGAAUGGAAUCCUUGCAGAUGUCUCCCAUUUCGAGGAUAUAGGCUUGGAUGAAGAUUACGUUGAUGAUCACCGCGACUUCGCUCAAGAAAAGUUUCCCAUUCAGCCAAGUCAACGCGUGUUCCCUAGAGUUGGGCCUCGUACAGCGUCCGUGGCCACAACUAGAAACUUGACUUCCUCGGCUGGUAGGAGAGAGUAUCCUCAACUCCGCGGUAAGGUUCAAGGGGCUUCGGAGGUGAUGCAAUCGCUCAGUCCUCCACGGCCUAGGAGAGCUUCGAGCCGAGUUCUAUCUAAUCCUCCCACACCGUUACUUCAGCUGCGUCCUUCAAGCCCCCAACUUUCGAAAUCUCCCUCCCCGGGAGUGCAACCAACACCAUUAUCUCCAUCCAAUCCAUCCAAAGGCACACCAAUGCCGCCAAGACCCCUGCUUACCACUUCUCGAUUCGUCAUAAAUUCUGCAUCGCAACACCAACACCGAAAAACUGUCGAGGAGUUGGAAGAUGAAUACCAUGAUUCGGAUGAAGACCUCCCCGAAGAUGCAACUUUGUGGAACGUUCCCAUUUCCCCACGUCCUCCCCAUAAUCGCCCUGGAGGUAGGGGUUUUAGUCCCGACCGGAGAAGCCGCGGCCCGCGACCGAUUCCACUUUGCCAUUCAACAUCAGCGCCUGUAUUACUUUCGUCUCCAAAGGCUUCUCCUUCAAAGUCUGCUAGACCGGUGAGGUGCAAAGUUCCAAGAGCCAGUUCUCUUGGCCCCCCUCGGACGCAGCCAUCUCCUCCGUCCCUGCGUGUCAACUCUUGGAAUCUGGUCAUGUCUGAGCUCUCUGAGGAGGCGAAAAUAUUAACAGAAGCGCUCGAAUUCCAUGCUGAUGCUUCAAUCCAGGGACGUGGAGAAAACAUUCAGAGCGUGAAAUUAUCCACCAGAUCUAGUUUGGAGCAGGGAAAUCACGAAUCCCACGGUAUGAUCCAGUUGCCGCCUCUGCAAAAGUCGAAUAUCAUGAUCGACCCAUUCCCUAUCAGCAAAGAAAAGGAGAGAGUCUUAUCACGAACUCGACCAAGCUGGCUUCCGCCAAAAGACCCAAAGGAAGAAAAAAAGCAUUUGUCGGAGUACAAGCGCAUGAUGACGCUAUCUCGUGAAGCUGACAAACGCAAAGCCGCCGAGGCGGCCUCCGCCCAGUGUAAGAGUGACAAUACUUGUAAAAUGCUCCAACGCAUCUGGGACGAUUAUGUUUUCCCCGAUUGGAAUCGUGUCGUGUCCGAGCAUCGUACAAGGGAACUGUGGUGGCGUGGAAUAACUACCCGUUCCCGAGGUGCCGUCUGGCAACGGGCCCUGGGAAACGAACUUGCUUUGACAGAAGAUAUAUACCUAAAAGCUCUUGAACGUGCAAAUCAUAUCCAAACCAGAACGGGGGACAAAGCAAGUGAUGCCGGCAAAAAGAUGAAGGAAUGUUUUGCUGCCAUCCGAAGGGAUGUAUCAAGCGUAUUUCCAGACCUCCGGUUAUUUAGAAAUGAUGGACCACUACGGGAAAGCCUAAUCAAUGUGCUGGAUGCGUAUUCGAUGUACAGAAACGACGUUGGCUACCUGUACGGUGUCCAUACAAUUGCUGCUCUCUUCCUCCUCAACCUCCCUACACCUGCUGCAGCAUUCCAUGCACUUGCAAAUGCCCUGAACAAACCGUUACCCUUAGCGUUUUUGACCGCGGAUCCCGGCGCUACCUCUCGAGCUUACUCCCUCGCCUCUACAUUAUUGCGCUUGAAAUAUCCGCGAGUCUCGAACCAUCUAUACGAGAACUUGUACCUUUCCGACGAACAGAUAUGGGGACCAAUGUUCCAAUCCCUUUUGACAAAUGGUCUUGACCUCGAGCGCGUUAGCCGUGUAUGGGAUUGCUGGGUUUUUGAAGGUGAUAGAAUUAUAAUUCGUGCCGCUGUUACAAUUCUCGGGUGCUUGGAGACGACGCUUUUGAGUAUCUUGCCUGGUGAUGGGGGAGAAAUAACUGCGACCAGAAUUUUAGGAUGGGGCUCAAAGAGUAUUGAUAGUGAACGGAACAGCAUAGAAGUUGACUCUUCUGAUAUCGACAUUAUCAAUGGCGAUGUGAACGACACCGGGAAUGAGCUCAGCGGCUAUUGGAUGUUGAAUCAUAUUGGUGAUAAGAACGCAUUUAUGAAAAUGGUCAGAAUUGUGCAGCAGGUUUAA
Molecule: messenger RNA, 2289 nt
Organism: Paracoccidioides brasiliensis Pb18
Exons: 3
Coding region: 1-2289 (762 amino acids)
Source: RefSeq, a predicted model, not a curated record